This is a messenger RNA of Branchiostoma belcheri (Belcher's lancelet), 992 nucleotides long. RefSeq lists its product as uncharacterized. The transcript has 7 exons. The record is from RefSeq and is a predicted model, not a curated record. NCBI's taxonomy places the organism in Eukaryota, Metazoa, Chordata, Leptocardii, Amphioxiformes, Branchiostomatidae. Bases 32 to 889 code for a protein of 285 amino acids.
CUGUCUCACACAACAGACAUAAAUACGGUAGAUGUGCGGAGGUCUGUAUCACAAACCUGCAGACUGUUCUAUCGUGAGGAUCGACUCAGGACAUUCAUACAAGAUGAAGAAGUUCAUCAUUUUCUUCGCCCUGGUGGCCUGUGCCCGUGCUGACUUCUGGAGUGACCUGUGGGACGGCGUGCAGACCACUCUGCUCGAUCCCAUCAUCGACACAGCCCAGCAAACCGCACAAACCCUCAUCGACACCUACGUUCCCGUGCUCGGCCAGGCCGCCCAGCAGUUAGUGGGAGAAGCGAUACAGGGCGCGGGCGAGUCGCUGACCGACCUGGUCAGCGGGAAGAAGCGCCAGGUCGAGCUGCAGACCGAGAUCGGGCAGAUCUUCCACGAUGGCAUCAUGGGGCUCUUCGAGGGCGCCGCCCAGACCAUCCAGUCCCUUCAGAACACCCUCACCCAGACCAUGCAGGGCCUGUUCAGCUCCGACCCUGUUCCCGCUACCAGAGUCGGCGUGGCCUCCAUCAACAAGAAGAGCAAGGUCAUGAUGAAGAAGCGCGCUCAGAUGAUGAAGGUGCAGCUGUCCAAGUCUCUCAGCAAGAUGGCUAGGGCUCGCGGGUUCUUUGACGACCUUACCGCCGCCGCCGGUCAGCUGUUCGCGCCCGUUGUGGACGCCGCCACCCAGUCCUUCAACCAGCUUGUUGACGCCGCCACCGCUGUGGGAGCUCAGCUCGUGGACCACGCCACCAACUUCGUCAACAACGUCAGCACCACUUUCCAGGAGACCGUCGACCAGCUGAGUGGAGUUGCCCAGCCCUACAUCGAUGACGCCAACACCAUCAUCGACUCCGUUACCAACACGUUCCAGGAGAACUUCGGUGCCGAGACCACGGCCUAAGUCUUGGAAUAACACAUACAGGGGCAUCAUGGCUGGGAAAGUCUGGCCCUCUUAACAUCGUUUUGUCAAGUACGCACAAUAAAAUAUUUGCCAGAAUGUUAAA